This is a messenger RNA of Mesorhabditis belari, 489 nucleotides long. The record is from the annotation of a GenBank genome assembly. NCBI's taxonomy places the organism in Eukaryota, Metazoa, Nematoda, Chromadorea, Rhabditida, Rhabditidae.
AUGCUGAAAUUCCCAUAUGAUAUCGUUUCUUUUCUUCUACCCGCUUGGACGCUUCUCUAUUUCUUCCGACCACAACGAAAAGAUGGAUUUGAUCAACAGGACAGUCAAGAGUCCUCCCUUCCCUCGAUUUCCGGCAUCGCCGAUGUGAUUGUGGUCCGGAAUUGGCGACGAAGAUAUCGACCACUUGUACAAGAUAACUCGCAAUAUGUACCGGCACCCGAAUUGAGAAGAACAGUGCAACAAAGAGUGAGGAGAGAAGGCACAAGAGGAGCAGACAAUGGUGUGGUCAGGAGAGUGUCCUCGGCGCCGCAGAUUGCGCAACGUCGGAUCUCUAUCUCUCGCUCUUACAUUUCUUCAACGCUCUACUCGAUUCCCGAAGAAAUACAACAACUUCACCCUCACUCCUCUGGGAUGAUUGACACUGGCGAGUUGAUGAUCGCCUCGUCGAUCGAUAAUCUUUCAAUGGUUCCACAGAUUGAAGAGGAUGAC